AAUAAAUUAAACAUGCCCUAGAUAGUAUGUUAGGAUGUUAGACUUGGCCGCCAUUACCCCACCGCAGAUCCACCGUGAUUUCAGCCACUGUUGCACCACCAUAGAUCCACGGUGAGCCUAGCCACCGUCCCGCCCUUUGCCGAAAACAGAGAGCUUCUUUUGUCGAUGUUCCCUCAAUAGGCCAAUUUGGCUUCCCCAAACUUGCCGUGCCACAUUUUGCUGUCUCUGGCCAUUUUCCAUUUGUGGCAAAGCAUUGAUCAGAGAAGCGAGUACAUCCGUUUAUAUUUGGACUAACAGCUACAAUACUCUCUUCCUUCUUCUGGGAGAAGCCUCUCUGGUUAUUGUGGUUUGACGCAAUGCUCAAUUUUAUUGGUAGACAUCAAUGUUUUUCUGCUGAACUAAAUUCAUCAAAUGUGUUGUUGUUCAUAGAUUCUUCAGCAAUCAUGCAAUGUCACCGAGCAAUGACCACCAGUAAAAGAGUCCAAGACAGAAGCAAGAAGAAGCGGGUGCAUAACCUUGAAAUAGUCACGGAGAAGCACAAAAUACUCUCCAAAGUCCUAUUAAUAUUUGAAGUCCUUAAGCAGGAGCCUCAACAAAUCAUAUCCAUUAGGGAACUUGAUGACUAUAGAAGACAACUAAACCUCCCAAAACCCCAUAAAAUCUCGGCCUUCCUACGGAAGUCCCCCAAGCUUUUUGAACUGUACAAGGAUGAUAGAGGGAUUUUGUGGUGUGGUAUGACAAAGGAAGCUGAAGAUUUAGUCCAAGAAGAGGAGGCUAUUAUUGAACAACACAGUGAUAAAGCUGCAGAGCUUGUGACUAGGAUGCUAAUGAUGUCUGUAGACAAGCGCCUUGCCUUUGAUAAAAUUGUUCAUUUCAGAAGAGAUUUGGGGUUGCCAAUGGAUUUUAGGAACCAUUGGGUGCAGAGGUUUCCUCAUCACUUUAGAGUUGUUCAGCCAUUCAAGCCUUAUGAUGAAAGUGAGUACUUAGAGCUUGCUAAUUGGAAAUCAAGUUGGGCUAUGACAGAGUUAGAAAGAAAGGCAUUGGGGGUUAUGCAGGCCUCAAAUGAUCACGUACCUGGUCCUCUUUCCUUGUCUUUCCCCAUGAAAUUUCCACCUGAUUAUAAACAAGUGUUAUCCAGAUAUAAGGGGAAGAUAGAGGAUUUUCAGAAGCGGGAAUACUUGUCACCUUAUGCAGAUGCCAAGGAAUUAAAGGCUGGAACACUGGAAUUCAAUAAGAGGGCAGUUGCAGUGAUGCACGAGCUGCUGAGUUUUACAAUCGGAAAGAGGUUGGUGACAGAUUACUUGACACAUUUUAGAAAGGAGUUUGUAAUGCCUCAGAAGCUGAUGAGACUGUUACUUAAACAUUUUGGGAUCUUUUAUAUUUCAGAAAGAGGUAAAAGGUUUCAUGUAUUUCUCAACAGUGCGUAUGAAGGUUCUGAGUUGAUAGAGAAACACCCUCUGAUUGUGUGGAGGGAAAAGGUUCUAAGCUUUGUUGGUUACAGAAAGAAAAAGGAAAAAAUGGAUACUCUUACAGAUUUUCAGGAAUUUGAGGAUGAUGAUAUGCUUGAGAAUGAUUCAGAAGAUGAAAGUGUUCAAGUGGAAAAUAACAAGCAGACUAUGGGUAGCUUGGAGGCAGAUUUUCUGGAAAAUGAAUCUGAGAUGGAGAUAGACGAAGUUUGUAGUGCAUACAGGGAAUGAGAAGUCAGCAAUGCAUACUAGAAUGAAGAAUCUUGAAGUCGGGAAUCUUCUUUCAUUGCAUAUUGUAGUUGCAGUUUGAUCCUAAUUGGCAGGUGUUUAUCUGCACAUUCAUUGAUUGCAUAAAGUAGCAGAUGUUCUUGGUUUACUCCGUAAAUAUGCUAGUUCUUCCAAGAUUUAUUUAAUGAGUUUGCUAGCCUCGACUUCAAGAGUCCUGAUCUUAAAACCAUUUUUCGUUUUGCAUAAAAUAUAGAGUCAGAUCGAUUUUCAAUGCACUGAAAGGUCAUGGUGCACUUUGUCACCUUGUUAUUCUACCAUAUGAGAGUCACAGUUAUGGAGCACGGGAGAGUAUAAUGCUUGUAUUCUGAGAGACUCAUAGGUAGAUUCAAACGCAUUGUGUAUAUACUUCAGAUGUCAAGGCAGAUUUUAGUGUGUGCAAGGACAAUGCAGAUGGGGCAGUAGAUUUACAAAGCAAAGCUGUUGGUGCAGCUGGAGGUGUUCAACACCUUACGAAUUUGGAUGAUGACAAAUUUCACUCUAUCAGGUCUUUAUUGUGCAACUGAUAGUUUGUUAUCGAUCCUUAUACAACAUGGUGGUAGAUGGGAUUGUACAGGUUAGUGAUUUCUUUUGGAUUGUUGUGUUCAUUAAGAUUGAUGAGAUUUGAAAUAAGAAGUAUCGUUAUUUGAAUGAAUUGGUAGUAAGAACUUUAUUAAUAAUGUACAAAAUUUGAUCGACUUUAUUGAAUAUGUUUUUUUAGUGUUGU
Molecule: messenger RNA, 2457 nt
Organism: Solanum dulcamara
Lineage: Eukaryota; Viridiplantae; Streptophyta; Magnoliopsida; Solanales; Solanaceae
Product: protein WHAT'S THIS FACTOR 1 homolog, chloroplastic
Exons: 2
Coding region: 357-1697 (446 amino acids)
Molecular function (GO): RNA binding
Source: RefSeq, a predicted model, not a curated record